Messenger RNA from Exophiala viscosa, 1211 nucleotides. RefSeq lists its product as uncharacterized. The coding region runs from base 238 to 1017 and encodes 259 amino acids. NCBI's taxonomy places the organism in Eukaryota, Fungi, Ascomycota, Eurotiomycetes, Chaetothyriales, Herpotrichiellaceae. The transcript has 3 exons. The record is from RefSeq and is a predicted model, not a curated record.
CAUUUGGGAAGUCAGCUUCAUCAAGUGAUCAGUCAUUAAUACGAAGGAAUUCACCUUGUUGCCAUGCGCGAUAUAUUUCACAUUCCUCGGGUAGGGUCUUGAUUUGAUAUAAAGCUCCUGUAUACGACUGAAAAUCCACGACAUCUCACCGAUCUCGACGCUACCACCCCUCGUUGUUCCCUUUCGACACAUCUUCUUAGGCUCCUUAUCUUGUUCUGAAUCUGCAACCACAAAAGGAUGAAGGCAUUCUCGUUCGCGGCCAUUGCCCUGUGCACCCUGACAGUGCCGGUGCUGGGAGCGAUGAUUGAGUCCGAGGCAUCUCCAGACGCCCACAUCGACAAGCGAGCAUUCUUCGACGACAGCUACAAGAUAUUCAUCCGCAAGCGCAACGCUCACGCCUGCAUGAUGUCAAUUGUCUUUAUCGUCUUGUUCCCCUUGGCUGCCAUAUCUCUCCAUCUCCCACUCAAAGGCGUCCGCGUAGUGACACGAAUCCACGCCCCCAUCCAGAUUCUCGGUCUCGCGAUGAUGAUCGGCGCCAUGGGCCUGGGCAUAGACAUUGCCAAGAACGACCUGAACUAUUUCAGCCCAGUAAAGGCGCAUGUCGUGGUGGGCCUGCUGGUGACAUCUACCAUCAUCGUCGUUCAGCCAGCGAUGGGAAUACUUCAGCACCUAUACUUCAAGCGGACAGGCAAGAAAAGUAUAUUUGCGUAUGUCCAUAGAUGGGUCGGUCGAGUCAUGAUCUGUCUGGGCUGGAUCAACUCAGGUCUGGGAUUUCAGCUCGUUGGGGCCCAUCUCAUCCCGACUCAUUCCUGGGUUCGCAACUUUCUCUUGAUGGGAAUCCUGGGAGGGGUCUGGUUCCUUCUGAUGGGUUUCGACGGCUUCCGCAGCCAUCUGGCGAAAAAGGAUAAGCUUUCCUCAUAUCGUGUUGUGUGGGAUAAAGGACUUAGGCUUCGUACUCCAAUGCAGGGUCAGGACCAUGCCAUGGAGUCCUCAAAGAGCAAAUUGAACAGCUCGUAGGAAGACAGAAUAGCGAGGUAAGGACGACACUUACCGUCUGCUCUUGGUGGUGCCUUGUUCUGUCGACUUUACACAGACUUGAGUUGUUGUUGUCAGAUAUUGCAGAAUAGAUUCAUAAGAGCAUCUGCUUCAACGUCGACGGCCUCGAUUCCGCUGCCCCACCACAUUGGGGUGUGCCGUGUGGGGCUAAGAUA